Molecule: messenger RNA, 4437 nt
Organism: Nothoprocta perdicaria
Lineage: Eukaryota; Metazoa; Chordata; Aves; Tinamiformes; Tinamidae
Product: connector enhancer of kinase suppressor of ras 2-like
Exons: 24
Coding region: 1-3189 (1062 amino acids)
Biological process (GO): regulation of signal transduction
Cellular component (GO): membrane; cytoplasm
Molecular function (GO): protein binding
Source: RefSeq, a predicted model, not a curated record
AUGAUGGCUCUCGUUAUGGAACCUAUUAGCAAGUGGACGCCCAAGCAAGUAGUGGAUUGGAUGAAAGGCCUUGAUGAUUGCCUCCAGCAAUACAUAAAAAACUUUGAACGGGAAAAGAUCAAUGGGGAGCAGCUGCUCCACAUCACUCACCAGGAGCUUGAGGAACUGGGGGUCACUCGCAUUGGCCACCAAGAACUGAUCCUGGAAGCAGUUGACCUGCUCUGUGCGUUGAAUUAUGGUUUGGAGACUGAGAAUCUGAGAACGCUGUCUCACAAGCUGAACGCCUCAGCCAAAAACCUUCAGAACUUUAUAACGGGUAGAAGGAGGAGUGGCCAUUACGAUGGCAGGGCCUCCCGACGACUGCCAAAUGACUUUCUUACCUCUGUAGUUGACCUGAUUGGUGCUGCCAAGAACUUACUAGCCUGGCUGGACAGGUCUCCAUUUGUCAGCGUGACAGAAUAUUCACUGCUGAAAAACAACAUUGUUCAACUGUGCCUGGAACUAACGACCAUUGUGCAACAGGAUUGUACAGUGUAUGAAACAGAAAAUAAAAUUCUUCAUGUGUGUAAAACAUUGUCUGGGAUUUGUGACCACAUUAUCUCACUCUCAUCUGAUUCUCUGGUGUCACAGUCAGCACAUCUCGAGGUGGUUCAUCUCACCAGCAUUAUGCCCAGCGAGGGUUUGGGAAUGUACAUCAAGUCAACGUAUGAUGGGCUACAUGUGAUCACAGGAACAACUGAAAAUUCUCCUGCUGACCAGUGUAAGAAAAUCCAUGCAGGAGAUGAGGUGAUCCAGGUCAACCAUCAAACUGUGGUUGGCUGGCAGUUAAAGAACCUAGUAAAUGCCUUGCGAGAAGACCCAAAUGGAGUGAUUUUAACAUUGAAGAAACGUCCUCAGAAUACCCUGGUUUCUGCUCCAGCCCUUCUGAAGAAUGUGAGGUGGAAGCCCCUUGCACUUCAGCCUGUAAUUCCAAGCAGUCCUACAAGCAGCUCUCCCACCCCGACCGGCACCAUGGGCCUGUCCUCAAAAAUGGAGAACUCGGCGCUCCAGGACGUUUUCAUUCUCUCUCCUAUGUCAGGACUUUAUGGGCCCAGGGAUGAAAUUGGAAUAAUGUCUUGUGAUGACAUCAGCAAAUUUGGAAAGUCUGGAAUGAAAGGUUCUGAGUCUCCAAGCUAUUUUCUGGAUCAUGAAAGUGGGAAAUACUACACCUUAAUUGAAGGUGAAGGUCAUCCUGUGGGCUCCGAGUAUGAGCGAAGCAGAGCUGCAGGCGUGCGGAGAAGAGAAAAGACACCUACCCAUGGAGAUUUAAGGCCUGUUUCUAUGCCUACUGAGUACACCUGGGCAGGGGAGUCCAAAGAACAAAAUGUGUACAAGAGGGGAAGCAGAGAUUCUGAGAAUUCCCUCCUGCGGUACCUGAGUGAUGACAAGAUCUUGGUGAUCCAAGAAGAACCGUUGAUGCAGAAAGACAACAAAAGGGACACAGGCCGUAGGUCAAGAAAAAAGGGCAAAAACACAGGCAGCCCAAACUACCCCAUUAGUCCACCUGUGCUGGCAUCCACUAUUAAUGUUAGGCUUGAACCUGGACAGCAAGAUGUCUUGAAUUUCUCACUAGCAGAAAACAAUACAGUUCCGCUUUAUCAUAGAACAGGGGACACAGUCGGUGGAGAUACUGAAAGAUGUGCUAGCUCUGCAAUUGACCGCCACGGAAGCACCUCCAUGAGGAAGUCAUUCCAUUACGCUUCCCUCAGGGUAAAAACAAGAAAAUGGUCAAAAGGUGGCUCUCUAACAAGUGGAAGCAGAAGACGGAUUUCCUGCAAAGAUCUGGGGCACGGAGAUUGUGAAGGCUGGCUAUGGAAGAAAAAAGAUGCCAAAGGUUACUUUACACAGAAAUGGAAAAAAUACUGGUUUAUUUUGAAGGACUCUUCCUUGUACUGGUACACAAAUCAGAAUGAUGAAAAAGCAGAAGGAUUCAUUAGUUUGCCUGAGUUCAGGAUAGAUCGAGCAAUUGAAUGCAGAAGGAAACAUGCCUUCAAAGCAUGCCACCCCAAAAUUAAGAGCUUCUACUUUGCAACAGACUGUCUUGAAGAAAUGAAUAGAUGGAUGAAUCGUCUGGGCCUCGCAGCAAUUGGUUACACACCUGAUGACAAGGAUGUUCAUCCAGAUGAAGAUUACUGGAGUGAAAGCGACCAGGACGAUGUGGAUGGCUCUUCGACGCUGAAGCAGGAAGGCUCUUCAACACUGUGUGACACUUACCAUCGAACACCCUCUGUGAAUUCUUCAAGUCCGUUUCCCGAAGCCAAGCAGGGUCGGCACUUUUCCAGUGAGUCAACGUACUCGCACUCUUCCGCAGAGGACUCGCGGCCAGACGCAGCGGGCAGCACGCACUCGUCCGGGUGCAGACCUCCCUACCGAGAAAGACGUUCCUGGCAGGAUCUCAUAGAGACCCCACUAACCAGUUCAGGGCUCCAUUUUCUUCAGACUGUCCCUCCUGAUACAGAAUACCUGAGCGGCCGGCCUGGAAUGUCACCAGAGAAACGAAGACAGGCGACGCUGCCCGUUCAGAGGCGUCACAAUCACGAGCGGGACGGGCCUUUCCCCUUGGCAGAGUGUCCCAGAGGACAUAGCUUCCAUAGGCCACAGAAGCAACGGAGUCAGAGCCUCCCACGAAACAGAGAUGUCCGUGUUAAGGGGCGUAUGAAGUCCACGGAAGCAGCAGAAGAAAAGACAGAAGAGAACGUACUUAUUAGAAGGCAUAAUAGCUUUUGUACAGAAGAAAGCAAAACUGAGACCGAAGAGAAUCCGGACGGUUUGCAAGAGCUGUACAAGUCUCUGGAAGAAGCCAGCUUAUCAGCUUUCGGAGAGCAGCGCCCUUCCACCAAGCAGGAGUUCCGCAAGUCCUUCGUAAAGAGAUGUAAUGAUCCGGUUAUCAAUGAAAAGCUUCACCACAUCAGAGUCCUCAAGAGCACUUUAAAAGCAAAGGAAGGAGACCUCACAGUUAUCAACAGCCUUCUGGAUGAUCCCGACUUAACAUCAAAGAAGUUUAAAGAUUGGAAACUCAAGAACUAUGAGUUUUUCCUGGACAUUUGUGAGUACAGUUCUGCUCUGAAAUCGCAAAACGGAGGCUCUGAACUGGCAACCUCAGCACCGAUGCUGACACACACACAUUCGUUCAUUGAAACUCACGUGUGACAGGACUAGCACCGUGAGUAACUGCUGGGGGCCGCGAAAAAUCCAGUAAGACAAACACUGUAAUAUUUAUAAAUCAUGUACUCAGCAGUAUUGUAAAUAGGUGGGAUAAGAGAAUAGUGCCACAGGAUGCCUACUACCUUGCAUGAUAAGACAAUAAUACUCUUUCUGAAUUUUUCAUUGGGUAAGAUCAACUGAUGUUCCUAUCAAGCUCUGCAUUAGAAAGAAGCAGUGCAGAAGUGUAACUGAAAAUUAAUUCCAGUAUAUUUAAAGUACUGUACUCAAGUUAAGCUUAUAGUAUGAGCUCCUACAAUCAUUUUAUAUAUUUAGAUAUAUAUAUAUAUGCAAACAUAUCUAUGUAUAUAAAAUGUAACAUGGUAGUUGACAUUUACUUUUAAAAUGCCCUAAAAUUCACUCUUUCACACAUCUUUCUUGAGAAAAAUACACAAUGGAGACAUAAAGGUAUUGGCCACUCUUAGAGAUGAACUUUUAUGUUUGCAACAUUUCCAGAUAGUGACCAUCUUUGCCAAUAAAGGACAGAGUUAUCAAAAUGUAAACUCAAUCCCUAUAGUGUGCCUUAAAAUGUACACUGUACAUCUAGCAAUGGAUCCCAAUGUGGCCCUAUGGGCAUACUGUACAUGCCAUUUAGAUACUGUGUUUGUAAAAUAAUGUGCCUGCCUUUAACCUGAAUGACUAUAAGCAAGCAGGUGUGGCACAGGAGUUAAGAUACGAGUAGAACAAUGGGGGUUGUUCAUUAAUGCUGCAACUUAAACUGAUUUUAAUAUAAUCUGAAGUAUUUUGUGGUGGGGAAGAAAACCCAAACCACCUGCGCUGCAUGUGGCAGCCACUGCAGUUUUCAUGGUUUCUUCACUGUGAAUCCACAUGACACAAGCCUGUGAGUCACAAAAUUCAAAAAAGUUCUCUUGCUUCAAACCUGAGAACCACAAACAAAAAACCCUGAACUGAUCAAAUAAAUUCUGGCAUCUAGAGCAGAAUAAAUUAUUCCACAUUAUGUAAUGUAUGGCAAUAAUUUUUAACUGUAGGUAGCCCAUUAGCAAGUGGGUAGAAGUUACUCAAUACAGCAUUUGAAACCAGUCCGUAUUGAUUGGCUUUGAGCAGACACACAAGGGAUGCACAUACUGCAUUUCCCUUUCUUGUCUGGAUGGGAAUGGUUUCUAAGACUUAGGUUUUGGAGUACAUACUUGUCCUUUGGAAUAUUACUCAACAUAAAUUUUCAGACGUAUAUUUGCA